Heterobilharzia americana is the source of this 1401-nucleotide messenger RNA. The record is from the annotation of a GenBank genome assembly. Lineage: Eukaryota; Metazoa; Platyhelminthes; Trematoda; Strigeidida; Schistosomatidae.
GCUGAGGAAUUUUCGUUUUCAAGGACACAGUUUAGUAAUCUCUUCACUUGGUAGCAGCCUUUGGUUUUGCAAAACGUCAAUGCAUUCUGUUGCUCUGAUCACUUGCCCUAAUUCAACAGUUGCUGAGUCUAUUGCAAAUACCUUGGUUAGUAAAAAGCUGGCUGCUUGUGUUAACAUAGUACCAUCUGUCAAAUCUAUUUACCUUUGGAAAGCUAAAACACAGACGAAAUUGAUUCCUACCUUAACGGAAACUGUGAAGGGAAUUCAUCCUUAUGAAUGCCCAGAAGUUAUUGGUUUAAAUAUCGAGGAUGGUUAUGCCCCAUACCUUAAAUGGAUCACUGAAUCAACUUCAUAAAUGUUACUAUCCAAGAUAAAUAAAUAUUUUUAGCACGAGUUUUUCUCUUGUCAAAUUUUUUAUUGACGUAAUGGUUAGUUUUUUUACAGAAAUGGGUGCUGUCGCAUCAACUACUGAAGCACGGGAUGUGACAUUUCAUCCUGAUGAUAUUAUAGUCAGUCAAGAUGUCGUCGACAGGAUCAGAAAAGCUGCUAUUCCCGUUAGUGAUAUCAAAGAUGAGGUCCACACUCCCGAAUCUUUCAAACCAGAAUACAGUCUAGGCUUAAAGCGUGAACUAGAAGAAGCGGAAAGAAGAUACGAAAAACGUCUUCAACUUUUAGAACACCGUAAUGAACAGUUGUUUAAGGAGGCUGCAGAAGAAUACACUCGUACAGUAGAACGCUUAGAAAACAAGUACAUGAGACCAACUCCCGGUGGCUGUUGUGCUGCAGCUGAACAAAGAGUUGAAGAUUGUUAUAAACAGAAUGCUGGGAAGGUACUCUUGUGUUCCAAGCUUGUUUCGGAAUAUGAUCGAUGUGUACAAAAUUUUCUUGUUACUGUGUCUAGGAAAAUGUCGAACACUGCUUAAGACUAUGAAACGGUAUCACUUUGUAUUUAGUGGAUAGAAAUUACAGCUACGCUAUGAUUGUGUUGGUGAUAUUGUAGCAUACUAUUUCUGAUUACAAACUUUGAAUAGUUUCACACAUUUUGUUGUUGGGUUAUGUUUGGUUUGUUGGUUUCGGUUACCAAUUGUUUUGUAUUCAAUGUAAAUAUUAUCUUUAAUGCAAUCAUCAUUAAGAAAUGCGAAAAUUUCUUCUAUGUUUGAGAUGAAGCUGCCGGAUAAUUAUUUUAUUCGCCUUGAAUCAUUAAUUUGGUUAAGUGAGGUUUUGACUUAGUUUCAGAUUUAUAGCCAAACUAAUUUGAUAACUAUACUAUGGAUGGUAUUCAGCGCUGACAAAGUGUGAAUCUCAGUGAAUUUCACUGGUUAUAUUUCGAAAAAGUAACUUCCUAUUUGAUUGCAGUUGCUGGUUAAGUUGUAGUGUUAGUAGGUUUCUAGGUUUCUUGGA